This is a messenger RNA of Rhodofomes roseus, 354 nucleotides long. RefSeq lists its product as uncharacterized. NCBI's taxonomy places the organism in Eukaryota, Fungi, Basidiomycota, Agaricomycetes, Polyporales, Fomitopsidaceae. The transcript has 2 exons. The coding region runs from base 1 to 354 and encodes 117 amino acids. The record is from RefSeq and is a predicted model, not a curated record.
AUGGUUGUCAAGAGCUGCCUGAAGCAGAACGUCGCUCCUCCUCCUACACCCGCAGAGUCCGAGCCUCCUAAAUACGAGGGCCCGCUUCUACCCUCUCACAUCGAGUCGUCGCGGCCUAUUCGCGAAGCGCGGCGGAAAUCGGUCACGUUCAGCGACGUUGGGAACGAGGAGGAGGUGAAGGAAGAGGUGUUCUACGUUGAGGAGUACGACCGUUCGCCUAUGAAGGUGACCAACAAGCUCAACUAUAGGGACAUGCUUGAGCUUAUGGAGCUCCGACUUGCUCUCCCCCGCAUCCGCCCCUUCAGCGGUAGACAACGCAGCAGCUCAGUAGACUCCGCAAGCUCUACAAGCUAA